UUAAAAACCAUAAUAUUCAAAUACGAUUUAUUCGUUAAAUAUUGUCAUUUUAUACAAAUAGAAAAAAAAACUGCCUCCCACUCAGGAUAUAUCAUAUAUGAUGUAUAUAAAUACAUCCUCCUCUUCUCCAUGCCUCAUCACCACUCAGACAAGCUAUUAAGUAAGAGGUAAAAAAGAAGCGAGGGAGCAGAUUAUAACUGAGAGAAGAAACGUUUAGUUAUUAAGUUAUUUAACUUACUAUAAUCAUGGGCUAUCUCGACGGGAAAUGGGCACCGUUGAUCAUGAUUACCGUGAUUAACACGAUUAAUGGGAUGGUUAACGCUUUGAUUAAGAAAGUUCUUGAUGGAGGCAUUAAUCACAUGGUUAUUGCUACCUAUCGUUUGGGUAUUUCCACCUUAUUUCUUCUUCCCAUCGCUUAUUUUUGGGAACGGAAAACAAGGCCAAAGCUAACUACAAGCAUCUCGUGUCAGCAUUUCUUCAGUGCCCUUUUUGGGGCGAGUUUGAUGCAAUUUUUUUUCUUGCUUGGGCUCAGUUACACUUCUGCCACGUUGGCAACUGCCUUCUGGGGCACAUUGCCUGCCCUCACUUUCAUUAUGGCCUUAAUAUUUGGAUUCGAAAAAUUAAACAUGAAGACAAAAAUAGGAUACGGUGUCAUUCUUGGAGCUAUGAUAAGCUUAGCAGGAGCUUUAACCCUUACGAUGUACCAAGGCAUUCCAUUAUCGAACUCUCAUGAACAAGCAACGAUUUCAAACAUCCAUAAAGGAAAUGAGAAUUGGAUCAAAGGCUGUUUUCUUUUAUUCACAGGAGUUAUACUUUUCAGUUCUUGGAUGCUUAUACAAGCCAAGAUCAACGUGAGUUACCCGUGUCCAUAUUCGAGUACAGUUAUUUUAUCGGUCUUUGGGACGCUUCAAUGCGCUCUUCUUAGCUUUAUCAAGACUAGACAUGUGGAAGAUUGGAUCCUCGGAGACAAACUCACCAUCUUCACCGUCAUUAUAGCGGGAGUGAUUGGACAAGGAAUGUGUACGGUGGGAAUAUCGUGGUGCAUCAAACAACGUGGACCUGUCUUUACAGCAGCGUUCAGUCCUGUCACACUUAUGUCCGCAACCGUGUUCGAUUUCGUGAUACUUCAUCGUAUGAUUUAUGUUGGAAGCGUUAUUGGAUCUGUAGUAGUUGUGAUCGGUUUAUACAUAUUUUUAUGGAGCAAGAGCAAACAUAUAGAUGAGUGUAAGAUCGUGACGUUACCUACAAAUACGGUGGAAAAAGAAAAGGAAGAGGAAGAUCAUACAAAUGUUAACAAAUUAGGCCGUGUUUUGGUUAUCCCCAUGACACCUUGAUCUACUUCCCUAAAGUCUCUUUUUCAUUCAAUAAGACUGACAUGUCCUACGAAUCAACUGCGAAGAAGAGAAUAAUUUUCGCAUUCCAUUGUUUGUUGGAGUAUUUGAUCACUUGUGUUGCUAUGUUUUGGCUUACAUAUGAUAUUCCAAUUUGUUUAUAAAAUAAACAGUAUUUAAUAUGGGCCUAAAUGGCUAAACGAAUGCUUCAUUCUUAAUCUUUUUAGAUAAACAAAAUAAACCAAUAAACUUAUAGACUAGAACGGCUGAGAGAAAAGGUGUUUUGCGGCAGUAGUUCCACAAGAUGUUUUGUGAACAUAAAUUAUGACCAAAACUGGAGGACAUGUAAGUGAAUGGAGCAAAUGCAGUUGCUGGAACAAAUAAGAUUGGAAUAGGAAGAAACUGAUGUCAAAGAACUAAAUCAUAAAGAAAUUUAUUUUAAAGAAAAAUUGAAGAUGUUCACAUCGAAAAGCCUAAAGGAUCGACUUGAUCCGGUAAGUGGAAUUAAGGUUUGAGUGCCUUUUGGUGGUUUUAGCAGUUCCAAGAAGAUAAAGUAUGGAUAACUUUUUUUUUUUUUCAAAGAUAGUGUUACUCUAUGUUUCCAAUGCAAUUUUACGCAUUAAAUGCACUUUUUACCUUUUUGAAUAACCAUUAGACUUUUAUUUAAAUCAGUUUCAUUUAUUUAAUCUUACAUUAAAUAAAAACAUAGUAGUAUAUAUUUUACAAUUUUUUUAAUCUGCAUGAAACAUGUCGUGAUAACAUUUUUUGCGAAAGAGAGAGAGUAAUGUUUACUCUGUUUAGUAAAUUAGCGAGCUGAGAGAUGUCAUGGCUUUCUCUAUUCUUGCUUAGAUUUGAAAUCACCACGUAGAUGUUAACGAUCAUAUACUUCAUUUGUUGGAAAAAAAAUUUUGUUGUUGUUUUCACGCAUGUUAAAUAAACAUAUUAAAUUUAUGACAUGAAUAUAUAAUGUCGUGUGAUUAACAUAUUGAACUAAGUAAUUAAUUCAAUUAUUUUUCUUAAAAUUCAUAAUUUUAUUAAAUAAUAAACAGAGAAAUACCCAAGGAUAACACUAAAAAAGUUUUGGUCAUAAAUAUAGACUCUAAAAAUUAAAAUUAUCAAAAAAUUCUAUUAAAGAAGUAAAUAUACAUUUAUACCCUAGGGUAAACUAAUCCAAACCUUAUGGUUUAGAGUUAAGGGGUGGGGAUUUAUGAUUGAAGUUUAAAAUUUUAUAAAAUAAAAAAUUAAAAUUAAAAAUUUUAAAAAUAGUUUCAAAAAGUAUUUUCUAAUUACAAAAAGGAUAUUUCAAAAGAAAAUUAAAAAAAUUUCAAAAAAAAAGUUAUAAAAAAAUUCAAAUUUGAAAACAAUAAUCUAAAACUAUAAUUUAGUUUUUUUUAAAUUUUUUUAAUUUUUUUUUUUAUAUAUCUAGGAUAUUAAAAUCUUUUUACCUAUUAAAUAAAACAUUUGGUCACUUUCCUCCUUGUGGUCUACUUUUGUGACUAAAACUUGAAAAUAAUCUAUUUAUGGGAAUUGCCCUAAUAAACAUGUAUAAAAAUAGAAAUAAUAUAUUUGUUAAACAAUUAUUUUUUUUCAAAAACGUCUAUGUUAAUGGAAAAAAUGAGAGAGUAUGUACUUUGAUUUACUUCUUAAAAAGGCGAUAAUAAAUUAGGUUGCUAGUCCCAAUCAAUGUGCUUUUCUAUAACUAGGAAGAAUUUGAACUUUGAACCCUUAUCUCUCGUAUCUGUUUACCAAUCUGAAUUGAUACAAGAAAUAUGCGUAAAUUAUUACUUUAUAUCUCUUUCAGUUUAGUUGUCAUUGUAUAGUAAAAUUUUUCGUUUCAAAAUAAAUAUCGUUUUAUAAUUUCAAUGCAAUUUUGUUGAGUUUAUUUU
Brassica rapa (field mustard) is the source of this 3217-nucleotide messenger RNA. RefSeq names its product WAT1-related protein At4g01450. Gene Ontology annotation, cellular component: membrane. The record is from RefSeq and is a predicted model, not a curated record. Gene Ontology annotation, molecular function: transmembrane transporter activity. NCBI's taxonomy places the organism in Eukaryota, Viridiplantae, Streptophyta, Magnoliopsida, Brassicales, Brassicaceae.